Molecule: messenger RNA, 1658 nt
Organism: Perca flavescens (yellow perch)
Lineage: Eukaryota; Metazoa; Chordata; Actinopteri; Perciformes; Percidae
Gene: rgp1
Product: GP1 homolog, RAB6A GEF complex partner 1
Exons: 9
Coding region: 457-1617 (386 amino acids)
Source: RefSeq, a predicted model, not a curated record
CCUCUGAUUGGCUUUCAUUGACAUUCUCAUAGUAGGGCGAUUGAUGCCUUCGCCAUCCUAGAAAACAAAUAAUGUAUCACGGUACUAAAUGGUCGACCAAUUUUUUUACUGGAAUUCUAAAUUGCCGUUUCAGUGUGUAAAAACAUGUUAAAUUAAGAUUGAGACAACACUAAGAUGUUAAACAGAGUAUAUACUUAAGAAAUAAUGUGUUUUACUGAUACUUGUUUUUAUUCUUUAUGAGUUUUGUUUUCCUUGGUUCGUGAUUGGUCGAACAACAGCGGAUAUAGAACAUCUGUUUACUGUAGCUGGGAUGCUAGCUAACUAACCAGAUACGCAAUGUCUAGUUCUUCGGGAAACACAGUCACGUUUUGUAUCGUUUUUUUCUAGAAGUAAAUUUAGGUCCGUCCUGGGAUAAGACAGCGUAAUUGUCUUUCCGCAGUAACGUUUGAGGCCAAGAUGAUCGAGGUGGUGGCCUCCAUGGCCAGAGGCCCCGUGUUUCUCGCCGGGGAGCUCAUGGAGUGUCUCAUAACAUUCACCAACCCGAUGUCCCACCUCUCUACUUCUGCCACCAGUGAGAUGCUGGCAUGGGCCAGUGCCCAGAUCCACUGCCAGUUUCAUGCUAGUGAAAGCAGAGUGGCCCUGCCGUCCCAGGGCAACAAACAGGAUGUCCAGGCUGAGAGCAACACAGUGCUUAUUCCAAGCAGAGGAGAGCGAGGUCAGUGUGUGCUGGACACACCACCUAAGAUAUUAUUCUGUGACCUGCGCCUGGACCCCGGGGAGAGCAAAACCUAUUCAUACAGUGAGAUCGUACCCAUAGAUGGUCCUCCUAGUUUCCGUGGUCAGGCGGUGAAGUACGUCUACAAACUGACCAUCGGUUGCCAGAGAGUCAACUCUCCUAUCAAACUACUCCGAGUUCCCUUCAGAGUGCUGGUUCUGCAAGGCAUGCCGGAGCCUCCAUUUCAACAUGAUGAGGAAGUUUCCCCCUCCAAUCCGUUCCUAGAGGAAGAGGAAGCAAGCCGCAGGGAUGCUCGGCCUCUGGAGAGAGCACUGGACAUGCUGAUGGUCACCACCUCGAGACGCUGUCCCCACAUGUUUAAUAUCACCAAUAUGCGUGGGAAAGUGGCAAAGUUCUGCAUCUUCAAGACGGUUUACAGACUUGGGGAGGACAUUAUCGGCACAUUCAACUUCUCAGAGGGAGACAUUCCUUGCUUGCAGUAUUCAGUGAGCCUUCAGAAUGAGGAGGAGAUCCAGCAGCAGUACCAGCGGCGCCCCGGACAGGUCAUCAGUGUGACUGGACACGGGCGACACAUGGAGUCCUGCCUUCACACCGCCUCCAGCCACUUCUCUCUCCCCAUCCCCCUCAACGUCACGCCGGGUUUCAGCACAGACAUAGUGAUGCUGAGAUGGCGCCUUCACUUUGAAUUCGUCACUGCCCGGGAGCCUAUGGAACCGCCCACAGUUCUGCAGAACCAAUCAGAGGUCACAGUUUGGGCCGGGGCGGAGCAUGUCGACGUGGAUACCUUCAGCUGGGAUCUGCCUAUCAAAAUCCUGCCCACCAACCCUGCCUUGGCAUCCUACAUGUCCCACUUUUCAGGGACCAACAGCAUUACUAUUUGACUGUGUGUGUGUGUGUGUGUGUGUGUGUGUGUGUGUGUGUG